Pyricularia oryzae 70-15 is the source of this 7945-nucleotide messenger RNA. RefSeq lists its product as uncharacterized. NCBI's taxonomy places the organism in Eukaryota, Fungi, Ascomycota, Sordariomycetes, Magnaporthales, Pyriculariaceae. The transcript has a single exon. The coding region runs from base 84 to 7559 and encodes 2491 amino acids. The record is from RefSeq and is a predicted model, not a curated record.
GGGUCGGGGUCGGGGUCCCUUUGUCGGCUGACGAUUUUAUUUUUCCAUCUGUUUUUGUUUCGUAAGCUUGCCUUUUUGCUGUCAUGUCCAAGCCUGAGCUUUUGGGUGUUGGCAGCUGUUUGAGUAGUACAUGUCUUGAAGAUCGCGACAAGCUGGAUCGUAUCUGGUCAAGCUCCCCCAACUCCCAAUCACCUAAUUCAUCACCUCAGCCCACCAGCCCACAUACUGCUGCAGCUGCAGCCUGGGCCAGGAGCACGGUCGUCACAUCUCCAGCACUGACACCAUCCCCACAGCGGAAGGGAGCAAACGACUCGACGUCGCUGUCUCAACUCCAUCAUCGGCUGCGCCCGUUAGCUGCGCCGCCCCAAGAAGCAAUAACCACCACCAACAACACCGCAGCGGCCGGCAGCGUCAUUGUUUUUAAACAAGACCAAUUUGACGCAAACCGCCAUGCGACAGCGCCCGGCACGUCUUUUUCCUCCGAAUUAGCGCCCGCACAGUCGCCGCCGCCGCCUGUGUCGAAUUCCAGAGCUACGGUUAUUUCUUCUCCAGAUCUCCAACUGUCGCCGCACGAGCAUCCCGCCAGACUAAAUUGCGACGAAAACGACUCGAGCGCAACCCGCCCAAAGCUUAAUCCCAAAUCGCCCGACUUAGACGUCGCCGCUGUGGCCCCUGCGCGCAACAUAGGCGAGCUAAAUAGCAACGGAUUACACACUGCGCCGUUGUCGCCUGUUAUCACGGGCGAUAAGCCGGGGCAUUUGGGAGACGCCGCCGGUAAUAACGACCUUGCAUUGGAGGGGGCCGCAACCGUGGCACCCAACGGUCGCGACAGGCCCGAGGAGGAGCCGGAGCGGAGCGAGGGUGAUGGUCAAGAGGCCACCACCGACUUUGCCGACGCGACCUGGGACGAAGACGGAGACGAUCACUUCACUCUCGUUACGCCUCAAUCCAUAGAGCUCAAACCAGCAAAGGGCCAAGUGCGCAUUGUCACGCCCCGGCGCGGAUCGGCCAACAACAUGAUUUUCGGCCACAAGCAGCAGGGUCAGCAAGACCACCAGCAGCAUCAGCAGCAGGGUCAGCAGCAGCAGCAAUACUUUUUACCGCAGCAAAAUCAGCAACAGCAACAACAAAACUUUCAGCAGUAUGGCCAGCCACAACAGUUUCUGCCUCAGGGGCAGGGACAAUUUGUCCAACUUACUCCCCAGCAACAGCAGAUGCUUCAGCAGCAAUUUCUUCAGCAACAAUAUCAGCUGCAGCAAUUGCAAAUGCAACAGAGGCAACAACAGCAGCAGCAGCCACAGCAACCACAGCAGCCGCAGCAAAACCCUAACCAAUACCAGAACCAACAGUUUCAACUGCAACCUCAAGAAGCAUAUCAGCAAGAGUACCCUGAUGAGAAUGUCGGUCGCCAAUCGUCAUUUGUAGGGUUGCCCCUGAUUCGUCGCACUUCCACAUUCAGCAAGUCGCUCAGUAAAUCAUCCGAUGAUUUCAAGGGUAUUGCUGGCGUCAGCCCGGACCCCGGUCCCGGGCCCGGUGCACGGUCGGAACAGGAGCUCUUCUCGCAAAUACCCAUCCCGCCGAUUCCUCAAGACCCUGAACCCGGUACAAGCACACAACUUAGUUAUACACAGACGCCCAUCCACAUGAGCAAGCCUAUUUUCCCGUUUACACCUGUUGCUCCUGCCGGUAACUUUGAGGUCAAAUCGCCCGUCGGCCAGCCAGGACGAUAUGUGGAACAUGGAUGGCAAGUCGACAGCCCGGUCGAGGCAAAGGCACCGCCCGGCAAGUCUUUUGGCGGCGUUCCACAACAGCAACCCAAAGCUCAGCCGCCCGCUCCCCAGCCCCAAACUCGGAAGGCUACCGUAGAGAGUGGGAAUACCUCUCCACCUGUCCGGAACCAGACGGGAUUUAGCCCACCAAUCCCAACGGGCAAUGGGAAGCACUUGCAUACGCCUCCCACAGGAGGACCUGGGUGGACGCUCCAGGAAACGAAGCCGAUGGAGCCGCUACGAGCCGUGCGCCCCCGCCAAUCCCAGCUCAACAUGGGCGACCAGUAUGCUCUCGACAAGGAAACAGGCGCAUCGAGUAGGGUAUCUUCUUCACCGCCAAGCUCCCCUGAAUAUCGUCGCGACGACGAAAAGGACUCUCCGGGUGGCUCUAGGAGCACGCCAGGAAGAAAAGCAAAAAGGAACACUGGCCUCCCAGCCACGGGACUGGGUGUAAGCCAACAGCAGCAACAGCAGCAACAGCAGCAGCGUUUCGAUGAGAUGUCUCCACUUGAGCCUCCAAAACCAAUAUUCGACCCCAACGGCAUUACGCGGACGCAAACAAACGAGUCGGUCGAGUCAAACGGGAGCUUGUUGGGAAAGCUUCGAAGCAGAUUCAACCAUGAAAAGGCAAUGACCAUGUCGGCGAACACGGCGGCUGGUAAUGCCCCCUCCGGCGGACGGCUGAGCGUAGAUCAAACCAGGAGGAAUGCGGACAAUGUGUCCCUUGCUCCCAGCUAUGACGGAACACCCGGUAAAAAGAAGAACCGUGGCUCCUGGCUGGGCUUGCGUGGCGAAAAGAAAGCUGGAGAUCAGACCGAGCUUGAUGGAGAAGCUUCAGGGGAGCAACUCGUGUCCUCGCCCGUGAAGUCAACAACUUUUGGGCGCAACGGUAACGGCCCGCAGUCGGCGCAAGCAGCACAAACGGGCCCCCAGCAACCUGGAGGACCAGCUGCUGGCGCCCCUGGGAGGCCAUCGACGUCAGAUGCACGUCCCAACGGAAUGCCAGUGACAGCUCCCCAAGGAGGCGCUGCACAGCCCGGCCAGAAGCAGAGCCUGUCAAACAAGCUGUCUGGACUCCUCAAUACUAUCACGGAUUCCAAGCCACCAAAGCAGCCACAGCAUCAACCUCCUAGCUCGUCGCAUGGCCUCAACCCAGUUAUGGAGGAACAAUCCGGGAACCAGAACCGAUUUGGACAAGGCCUGCGUCCUGUGACUGCCGGCGCACCAUUGAGCAGUGGUCAACAGCAGUCCAACAUGACGGGUUUGAACUCGGGACAGACACAGCCCGGCCAGCCGCAGUCAGGAGCACCUGUCCAGACUGAACUGUCUAAUAAGCAAGAGUCUAUGAAGCCUAGCCAGCAACCAGGCGCUCAGCCACGUAUAGGCCUCAGUGCCCAUCCCGCACUUGUUGGAACACAGGGACCUGCAACCAGACAACGCAGCGACACUGCGAACUCGAGACCUUUCACGUCAGCAUCCAACAUGCCCGCGCAGCAGACAUCGGAUGCUGAGUCUAUGAAUCUUGGACUGCCUCCUAGGACAAAAACAGGAGGUGCACCAUCUAUCGCAGAAUCUGAGCGUAGUGCCAAGAGGGUUUCUAGCACUUCGGCUUUCCUAAGUGGUCUCUUUGGCAUCAAGGCUGGCAAAGGCAAGGAAUCAAAGUCGCAGGCUGGUCAGAGCCAGAUGACUCCUCUCAAUCAGACAGGCAUGGGCGGCUCUGCUCCCCCUAACGGACCUCAGCCAGGCCAACCAGUUCCCAUCCAGCUUGGUCGUGGCAUGCCGGUUCCGGGUCAGCCAUUUUUGAUCCAACAACAGCCAGGGCAGCCCCCCAUUGUGGUGCAGCCUGGGCCUCCAGGGGCACCGCAGCCACAGCACACACAGCGCAUGGUCCUCGUCCCAGGCCCCGACGGUCGAUUGGUAAUGAUGCCUAUACCCCCGGGUAUGGAAAUUCAGAUGCGGCCACGUCCCGGCUUGCCCGGUCAGCAACCGUCCAUGACCCUGGUUCCUACACUGCAACCGCAGCAACAGGUAUCACACGGAGCCCCGGGUUCUUCACCUCCAGUACCUCAAGGCCCACCAGGGCAAAAGCCUACUCAAUGGCCGCUUGGUAGUGAUGGCUCGCCACAGCCUAAUCAGAGCCAGCAGGCAUCCACCAAUGCGACCCCGGCGCAUUCUCCUCCCAUGGCCGGGGCCAACGGUUCGCAGUGGCUGGCUUCUGGUGCUCAGGGUCAGGUUGCACCUGGCUCAAUGGCAGGCAAUGCUCAAAUACAACAGCAGUUCCAGCCUGUCCAGCAAGUUCCCAUCCGUGGCCAGUCUCCUGAUCAUCGUACACUGCCAUCCCAGAUGCUACCUCCAGGUGCCUCUGUCGAUCAAUCGGCAGCGUUGAAUCAACCCUUUGCAAAUGCAGCCGCAACUCAGCACACGGAACGCAAGCCCGCAGGAUUGCACCCGCAUGCCCAGAACCCAAACGACUUCGGAAACACGGAGCGCGCAGGCACACCGCCCAAGUCCAAGCACGACCGUCGUCGAUCGUCGGUCUCUUCUGCACAGCACAGCCCCCAGCUGGUUCCCCAUGGCUCGCCGCACGUCAGGCGGGUCUCGACGCCGUCCUUGUCGCUUGGACAGCACGGCAGUCCUGGUUUCCAGCCAGCAGGUGUUUCUAUGCAGAUGGGAGCGACUGCUGUACCCGGGACACAGAGCGCACAAGCGCCGGCGAGGACAACAACAUCGCCGCUGCCUAGCCCGGGACUCGCCAACCAGGCAAAACACCAUUCUACUUCUCCCCAGGCCAGUCCUGGUCUUGUGAGCCAAAUGGGUCAACUCAACCUGGGUCAAGGUCCGCCUCAGGGGAUACAGAUGCAAGGGCAAGCUCCUGGUCAAAUGACCCCGGGUCAACAGCCAGUGCAGGCGCAGCAGCCGCCUCAGCAACAACCUCAGGUCUUGCCAGAAGAAUCACCUGCGAUACCAUGGCAGACCUACAACAACCAGGCGCCAGCCCAGGGAGGACGCCGGGCUUCAAACACAUCGGGCGCACUGACGGAGCACCAGAGCAGCGCCUCAAGGUUCUUCAACAAGCUUGCCAACGUCGGCUCGGGUGGACCUCAGCAGCGACAGGAGCAAAAGGCCGACAAGAAGGCCGACAAGAAGAUGGAAAAGAAGGCGGAGAAGAAGAAGAGUGGCCUAGGGUUGUUCAAUAUGAAGUCGUCGAAGCAGGAGGAGCCGGUAGCUGCUCAGGCCCAGCCGGUGCGGCUUGGGCCGCCACCCGGUGGUCCACAGUAUGGCGACAAAGGCCCGCCGACCAUGUAUGGCCAGCCUAUCAACGGCCUGAACGGUGCAGCUCAGCAGCAGCCCCCUCCUGUUGGUGCUCCUGCCCACCAAAGCCAGGUGAACCAGCAACCUAUAGUUCAAGGCCAACAGCAAGGACAGCAGCAACUACAAGCACAGGGCCCACAGGGCGCUCAAGCUCAGGGUCACAAGCCUAUGGGUCAGCAGUCGCAGCUGCAACCUGGCGCCCCUACCUCACAGGCCCAGGGUUCUGGUAUCCCCAACACUGCUGGAUUUACCCAAUCACCACCGCUGCCAGGGGCUCCAUUCUACUCUCCAGGAGCCGUGCCUGAGCCGUUGUUCAAGACCAAUCGUAAAGCGACGCAGCCGCAACAAGACACUUCUUCCAGUCAGCCCAAGCAGAACGCCGCGACCCAGCCGCAAAGCAAUGAGCCCACAUACGCACCCGUUGGAAUCCCUGCUGGGUACGCGACUGUUCGCAGUGAAGGGAGAAUGUUGCAGCACGGUGGUUCGCCUUACCUUAUCUCGCAUGGCUCGUUCCCGGACCAGUAUGUUGGCCAUCCGGCUUUCCAGAGCCCUCAAAACACACCCCCUCAGCAGCAACAACAGCAGCAGUGGAGCAACUCUUCGACUCCGCCGCUUGGGCAACAGCAACAGCAGCCUCAGCCUCAGCAAUAUCAGCAACCUGGUAACUACCAGAUGGGUGCACAUGGUAUGCAGGGGCAAGGCUUCAACACGAUGCAGGGUCCUGGGUACAUGGGCAUACAGAGUCAGGAACAACAGUUUAUAAACCAACAACAACUGCAACAGCUGGCGCAACAGCAGAUGCAACAGCAUCAGGGGCAGCAGCAUCAGUACCCACCCCCAAUGAGUUCUGGAUUUAACCAAGGGGUUGGGCAACCUCAGCAGCUAGUAAUGCAACAGCCGCAGCCGCAGCACUUUAAUGUUCAGCAAGGCGUCCCUGGUCAGCAAGGUCAGCAGCAGUACCUGGGCCAGACUCCACCAAUCUCGGGAGGAAAUUUCGUAAACAUGGGGAAUUUUGUCGGGUCAACACCCCCAACUCAGGGUGGGCAGUUCAGUCCACCUCAACCUGGGUCUCAACAAGGGUCCCAGCAUGGCUCGCCCGCUCCAGGAACAGCGCCUUUCCAGGCCCCCCAGCAGCAAUACAUGCAGCAGCACCAGCAGCAGCAACAACAGCAUCAAUACCCGCAGCAGCAUAGCCACACGCCGAGUCCAUCACCUAGCCCGGCACCCAAUAUGGUAUACCAAGGCGCUUUGCAAGCUGUCGGUCAGCCUGGAUCUGGACGGCCGACUCCUUCCCAAUCGCCCGACCCGGCUCAACCUCAGACCACCUCACCACCUCUGCCUCACAUCAUGCAUCCGGGAUCUCCUCACAGCUACCCGCUACCUGAGUCUGCUCGUGCCACGACCUUCUCUCCCGUCAAUCCUGCGGCUGGAGCUAUGCCUAACCCACCUCUGCCUCAACGCAGCCAGAUGGGAAUGAUACCAGAAGGGGCUGCCCAGCAACAGCCUCAGCUGCAUCAACAGCAGUCAAUGCAGCACCUCAAUGACGUCGAGCUCCAGCGUCAGAACAGCAUGAUUAGCCAGGUGUCGUCGGUCCACCCUGUUGGAGGUUUUGCGUCCGCAAACGAGGUGUCCCGCAUGACGAGCGGCGCAGGAAGCAGUGAAGGCAGCAGCGGUGGUCAGACGGCGGGCCCAGUCGUUUCUUCGGCCGAGACAUCGCCUGUUCCGGAACAGCACUCUAAAAUGGCCAGCAUCAACUCACAACAGACCAACCAGCGCUACGCGCAGGGCCAAUUUGAAAACAUUUACGACACCUCGCCGCGUCUGCAGUCCAACACGCAUUCUUCUCCUCCGCCCAUGGUAACGGCAUCUCCGCCACCCCCAAUGCCUGUGACGUCUCAGGCAGCCUCUCCGCCGCCUCAUGCUGUAUACUCGCCGCCAGUGUCACAAGCCGUCUAUCCACCGAUUCCUCAGCCUGUUGGUCCGCCGGUGCGUUCCACCGAUCAGCAGGUACAACAGCAGGAUCAGCUGCGGGCGCAGAGCGCCUCUCCGCCUUCGCAAAGCAGCAAUGCAGCUCCCGCCGCUGCUGCUGCUGCCGCGGUUGGCCCUAGUGUCGCAGUGAUACAUUCACACUCGCCCGAACCGCCGUCGCCGACAGACGAGGAGAUUAGGAAAGUCGGAGGGACGACGACUGGUCACCUGACCGUCGAUGGUGGCUCCGAGGAAAACGGGGCUGGUGGCAGCAACGGCGAGCUGGGACGCAAGCCGACUAUCCGGGCGACUUCGGCAGAGCAGUACGAGGAGGCCAAGCGAAAGAUGCUUCUCCGAGACCUGGAGGAGAAGAUCCCCGUCUUCAUCCAGGAUGAUCCUCCGCCAAUCAAGAAGGAGGAAGAGGCCACUGUGCCCAAGAUGAGCGCCACCAGCUAUCCGGGCCAAGAGUGGAAUCCAUAUGGCGAUGGGUUUGAGACAUGGGAGGAUUAAGGGACGAAGGCGGAAUUUUGAUGACAUUGCAUACAACGUCCAAUCAUGCUUCAUCUUAGGUCUUUUUGGGGAAAAACAUGAUUCUUUUCUUUUUGUUUUGGAAAAAGAAAAUAGUGAUCAUGGGAAUGACUUACAUGUUGUUUCCAUUAGCUUCCUCAUCUUUACUAAGCAUGUUUCACUCCCUUUUUUUCUUUUUCUUUUUUUUUCCCUCUAAUGUAUAUUUAAAUGUUAAAACAACUCUUUUCUUGUCUCCAUCACUUUGUCAACUUGAAUAUUUCGAGGGUAUAUAAUGCAUAAUGAUUCUCAUCAUUGUCAACUUGUUGCUGGGGUAUGGUCAAGACCAGAGCCACAUCCUUCAGGUCAAAGCAGUUCCUAGGAAACAGAUG